This is a messenger RNA of Polypterus senegalus (gray bichir), 1201 nucleotides long. Its product is annotated as transmembrane emp24 domain-containing protein 1-like. The coding region runs from base 132 to 809 and encodes 225 amino acids. Gene Ontology annotation, cellular component: COPII-coated ER to Golgi transport vesicle; Golgi apparatus; endoplasmic reticulum. NCBI's taxonomy places the organism in Eukaryota, Metazoa, Chordata, Cladistia, Polypteriformes, Polypteridae. The record is from RefSeq and is a predicted model, not a curated record. The transcript has 4 exons. Gene Ontology annotation, biological process: intracellular protein transport; Golgi organization; endoplasmic reticulum to Golgi vesicle-mediated transport.
CAAGCCAGCCAAUACGCCGACGGCUAAAGUUUGACUAAUCCAGGAAGUUGUCGUGAGGAAAGUUUGAAGCGCUGGGAGCGCCUUCGACUCGUCGGUGUUCCUUCGUGUUACUUGGUGGAGGAAAAGUGGCCAUGGUUUGGGAAGGCAGUGCGGGGCUGUACGUGAGGGCGCUGUGCGCGGCGCUAUACGUGGCUCUGGCAGCGAGUUUCACCCAGCCUCGAGACUCCGAGUUCACUUUCAUUUUACCUGCUGGACGUAUCGAGUGUUUUUAUCAGAAAACCGAGAAGAACGUGAGCAUGGAGGUGGAGUACCAGGUCAUCGCGGGCGCCGGGAUGGACGUGGACUUCACCAUCAGCAGCCCCCAAGGAGUCCUCCUCUACUCGGACUUCCGGAGGUCCGACGGCAUGCACACCAUUGACUCGACAGACGAAGGCGACUAUCAGAUCUGCUUCGACAACACGUUCAGCAAGUUCUCGGAGAAGAUGGUCUUCUUUGAGGUGAUCUUUGACUCUCCGCAGGAAAGUCAGGACGACUGGUCCCAGAUGGUCCCACCUGAGGAGCUGCUGGACUACAAGCUUGAAGACAUUCGGGAGUCCAUAGAGUCGACGUGGAACCGGCUGGAGCGCAGCGUCCAGAUCCAGACAGUACUGCGGGCGUUUGAGGCCCGCGACCGCAACCUCCAGGAGGACAAUCUGUGGCGCGUGACCUUCUGGUCGGCCACCAACAUGCUGGUCUUGGUCAUAGUGGCCCUCGUGCAAGUCUACAUGCUGAGAAGCCUCUUUGAUGACAAGCGGAGAGUUCGCACGUAGCACCACGGGACGAGGACACGGCAGGGGACGGAGGGGGGGUCAAGGACACUCGUCCCGAGAAGGGGCGGGGGGGUGACGUAAGAGGGCAUCCUGGGGAAUGGGAGUAGAGGGCUUAGUGUGGGAAACGGGUGAACGACGACACGAUGAUCUGCUUAAAGGCCGGGAGUGAAGGCACUGCCAUGUGGACUGGCGUAGUCGGCAGGAUCAGGCCAGUGGUGCCUCGGUGGGAUCUUUUCUUCUUUUUUUUUUUUUUGUGAUCAGUCAUCUUUAAUGUUGCUGGACUCGUUUUGUUUUUUUUUUUAUAUUUUAUUUUUAAACAUUUCAGAAGUCUGACCUGCCAAAGAACAAAUGAAAGUGAAAACCUCCAUCUUUAUAUAAAAAAAAAAAGUCGA